AUGGCCAACUACACAGGCAACCACACACUGCUUCCAAAUGGUGAAUUCAUCAUCUGCCACCACACCUACCUGACUGGUCAAGGUUGUGGUCCCAGCAACGUCCGCUUCGUCAACAGAGAGGCAAGAGAAAUUUCCAGACACUAUGCCAACCAGCAUACUGCGGCGCAUAUUGCGGCUGGCAGAAAGGUAGACUACCAGAACUGCAGAGUCAUCACCAGAGCAGCAGCUCUCGCCUUGGUUGGUCCGGCUCGUUUGGCUCACCACGAGCGCAGAGGUGGAGGUGUCUGGCCGGAGGCGCCGUUUCCGAACACGCCCCGCGAUCCGAAUUGGAUGCCUCCUGCUGCAGCUGCUGCGCCGGUUGCCGCUCCAGUCGUGGCGCCCGCUGCCCUGUCGCUCCUGUCGCUCCUGUCGUCGCUCCUACCGUCGCCCCCGGCCCGCAACCUCCAACAUCGGCCUUCGCUACUGCGACGAUCGUUGGAUGUAGAAGUUGACAUUCAGCUCAAAAGCUUCGUCAACCUGGCCGUCACACACAUGUCCCUGGUCAAUCCCCGCCUCAAUCGCGAGAUCAUCCUGUACGUGGAGUCGAGCGAGGAUCCUGCAGCGCGAUGGGAGGACAUGAGCAACUUCCGAAACCUGGAGGUCCUGGAGCUUUUCAGAAUGUGUCGGAAAGCGUUCGACUGGGAAAGCUUUCAGGCAUGGUGGGAGUCCUGCGAAGACCAGGAAUGGUCUAAAGUCAAGAUCAAGCUGAGCGAUGGCGACGAAUUGGUGAGCCGCGUCGAAUGGUAUACUGACGCGGAGCUCAUGGCGAAGGUCGCAUGGUACGUGGAGGAAGGAAGCGAGACUGAAGAACAGGGUCAAGCUAAAGAGGACGAGACUAAGGAUGCAAUCUUCUCCUUCAAGAUGAGACGUGCUUGA
This is a messenger RNA of Cyphellophora attinorum, 915 nucleotides long. RefSeq lists its product as uncharacterized. The transcript has 5 exons. The record is from RefSeq and is a predicted model, not a curated record. The coding region runs from base 1 to 915 and encodes 304 amino acids. NCBI's taxonomy places the organism in Eukaryota, Fungi, Ascomycota, Eurotiomycetes, Chaetothyriales, Cyphellophoraceae.